Messenger RNA from Nematostella vectensis (starlet sea anemone), 10144 nucleotides. RefSeq names its product nucleoporin nup211. The transcript is spliced from 5 exons. Lineage: Eukaryota; Metazoa; Cnidaria; Anthozoa; Actiniaria; Edwardsiidae. The coding region runs from base 158 to 9313 and encodes 3051 amino acids. The record is from RefSeq and is a predicted model, not a curated record.
CUGUCCCAGGAGAUUCGGCAGCGCUUGGUUUUUCACAAACCAAAUUUCAUAGCACAAAACCCUCGACCUUAAGCUCAACUCAAAAACGUAGUGUUUAUCGUGUAUUUAUCUUGACAAUUCCUAGGGCAGCGAGCCGGGCGGUUAUACAACCCCCGGGAUGGAGUCCCAGCUGAUCUCGAGGCCGGAUAGCGGGGGUUCAUGCGCCUCCAAUGGGUUUCCAAGCACAGAGUCCUCAAGCGAAGACGUAUCCAUCGAGCAAAUUGCGAACGCCAGGGAAACUCUAGAUGAACUCGAGGAUGCGUACAGGAAGUUCAAAUACGACUUGGAGUCGGUCAAAGGAGAGCAUAGAACAGAGGUUGAUCGAUUGAAAUCGCAAGUAGAGACCCUUCUCCGACAGAAAGCCCAGCUCCAUUCGCAACUGAAGGAGUCCCGAUGUGUCACGAAACGCGUACAGGACGAUUACUCUCGCAUACAGAGAAAACUCUCAGAGAAACAAUGGGAAUUGGAGGCACUAGAGAGAGACUUGAGCACCAGGACGGACAUGGUGCGUAAGCUACGGGACGAGAAGUCAGCUUUGGAGAAGAAGAACGAGGGACUCAUCCGUGAACUUGAAACGAACAAAAGAUUUGUGUCGACUGCUUUGAAUAAUAGUACUGACGAUGAAGAGUUGUCCAGCGUCAGAGAUCAAGUCGUCGAGUGGGAAUCAAGUUACUUGGCUGUACAGAAAGAGAAAGAAGAGCUACAGGAUGAUUUGCUGACUGCGCAGGCGAAGUUUAAUGAAUUGCAGGCGGAGUUGGACAAGGCUCACAGAGAACUCCAGAAGGAAUCCAAGGGAGGUUCACUCAAGAUCUCCAAGUACGAAGCUCAGAUUAACAACGUAACUAAGCAAAAAAACGCAUUGAAACAGCAAGUUGACAAUCUCAGGGAAGACCUCAAGAAAAGCAAGGAGGCGCAGAAUCUCCUCCAAAGAGAAGUACUCGAGAACAGGAAAGACCUCGACUUGUUCCGUGAAGAAUUAUCAGCUAAGAAUCAGCAAUUGGAUAAACUGGAGAAUGUCAAUAAGGCGCUGGAAAACAGAGUGGACGCCCUUAAACAGGAGUAUACCAAGACACAGGUCACAACUGAAGUUAGCACAAAGCAAAAAGAUGCCUUAGAGAGGGAGCUGAGCGAGGCAAAUGGCAAGAACAGAGAGCUUGAAGAAGCUUGUGAGAAUCUUGCAGGCAUUCGAGACGAGUUGGAGAAGGAGUUAGCCGGCUCCAAACUCAAGAUUCAAUCCCUUGAAAAUAGUCUUGAUAAAGCGAAUGAAAAAACAUCAGAGGCGGAACACAACAAUGGAAGACUUCGAAAGACCAUCAGUGAACUGGAGAAUAAUCUGUAUGCGUUACGUAACAAGCACGUGCAGAUGGAGAAUCAGUUCAAUCACACAUUCGACGAGGCGAGCGACCUGCACAGCCAGCUUGAUAACACGGUGGCCGACUGUAUCAAGUACGAGCAUGAGCUAAACAUGCUGAUACAAGAGAAGGAAGAUCUAAGAAACCAGGUGAUACACGCAGAGAAGCGCAUCUCGGACUUGAAGAUAGCUGUUCAAAGUGGAGAGCGCGAUUCUGAGGAUCUUGGGGCUAAACUAGCGGCUUCUAACGCAAGGAAUGCAAAGCUUGAGACACAGCUGAACAACACCGCAAGGCAGAAAAGCUUACUGAAGUCUGAACUGGAUGAAGAAAAGGCAAAGGCGACGAAGCUUAAGAAGGAUAUGCAGGCUGCACAAAACGAGGCUGCAGAGGCGAGAAGAACGUUGGAGAGAUUCAAGAAAGAGUCUGUCUCCAAAGAGAAAACCAUCAUGGAUCUUCGCGCAAAUAUCGAGACCAUGGAAGGCAAGUUUGACCCAUUCUAUGAAGAGGUGAACAAACUACAAACCCGCAUUGAAAUAUUGGAAGACGAGAAACAAGCAUUACACGAGGAAGCUCUUCGAAUACAGCAAAAUUUGAUGGAAGUUGAAUCUGACUGUAAAGUUGCAAUAGAGGAGCGUGAACAAGCUAACAAGGAAAUCCAGUUGUACCAUAAGAAGAACUCUGAGCUCCAAGCCGCGCAUUCCCUCUGCGAUAAAAUCAAGUCUGAUUAUCAACAACAAGUUAUGGCACUUCAGCAAAAAUUUGAUCGCCAGGAAGUUGAGCUGAAGCACACCAUGUCAGAAAAGGCGCUACUGGACGCUAAGCUAAACGAUGGGGGAGAUAGCAGUCGAAAAGGCGUUGAAGAGGUGGAGAUUGUGAAGUCGCAAUUGAUUGAAACUCAGAUGAUGAUGGGCGACUUCAGAAGAGAUACAACCGAGAAAGAUGCGGCCAUUGAGCAUCUCAGGGACGAAGUUAUGGUACUCUCCAAAGACUUAGACGAUGCCAGGUUACAGGCAGCGCAGUCUAAGGGACUCUUGGAGCGGAACGAGUCCGAGAGACGCCGUCUUCAGGACGAGCUAGCAGCACAGGGUGAAGAAAUGACUAGGAUUGCGCACAUGUACGAGACAACGAGAGAGAAGUGCGAGAAGCUGGAAGUUGAUCACAGUGUGGCGGUGAAGAAGGCAGGCGCCAUAGAAAUGAACAUUAAGAAGGAGAUGGAUCUUGCCAUGCGCAGAGAAGUGGAGCACGAGCGUGCAAAAGUCAGUGAACUAGAACAUGAAAUUACCAACCACCGUCGAAAGGUUGCCGAGCUUGAAGCGCUGAACAACGUCGCCAUUAAGGAGAAAGAAGAACUUGAAGUAGAUGUUGAUGGAUUGGAGAGUAAGGUAUCCUCCCUUAAGAUGGAAAUCGAGAGGUUGACGAAUGACAACGCCGAUAAGACACAGAGGAUUUUGUUCCUAGAAGCGAAGCUAGGUGAUUAUGAAGGCGAAGUUGACACAGCAGUGAGGCUGAAAGAAACUGCUGAAGACGAUGUGUAUGGACUCCGCGGGCGCAUAGUUAAGCUAGAAUCCCAGGUAGAGACUGUGCACAAACACAAAAUGCAAGUGACAUCACAGUUAGAAGAAGCCAAUAAGAAACUCGUUAGAUCACGUGAGAGCAUCAUGUCGCUUGAAAGUCAAGUCGUGGAGGGAAGAAAAAUCAACGAGACCCUGAACAAAGGCCUUGAGAAGAAGGAGAAGAUAAUUGACGAUCUGAAUUACCAAAUCAAGAUGCUUCGAAAAAACUUUGACGCAAAUAAUCAAGAACUGAUCUCCUACAAAGUGCGCACUGACGGGCUGGAAGCAGAGAAAAAGGAGAUAGAAAAGCGUUUAGCUGCCGCGCAGGGCAAAAUGGAUGAAGGUGACAAAGAGAUAAAAAGAAUCCGAGAUGGGCGUGGCGUGAUGGAGCAUGAGCUCAGCACUCAAAGCUACAAGCUGAACUCUAUGGAGGCACAACUUGCAAACACUGCAAAAGAGCGAGACCACUUCAAGAAUGAGUACGCGCUGAUACAAGCGGAAAAGCGCAAGACUAAGGAGGAUAUUCUGAAUCUCCAGAACGAUAUCCGUGAGAAGGAUCGCCGAUGCGAAAUGUACCUCAAGGACCUCCGUGAGCGUGAAACUGCCAUAGAGUGGCUGAAAGUUAGCAAGGGUGGCCUUGAACAAGAACUUCUGGCUGUAAAGAAAGAGCUUGAAGCAGAAAAAUGGAAAAGUGAGUCACACCAAGAUCGUAUACAAGAGUUGGAAAGCAUAUUGGAGGAAAAUACUUCACACCUAGUAAGGAUGGAGACUGUUGUAGCUGCCCUUGAGAGAGAUAAGCAAGCGGCUGAGAAAACACCUGACGAAGCUGCCAAAAAGGCUUACGAGAUUGAGACACUGCAUCAGCAAAGUAAAGCCCGCGAGGAGAGGCUGAAGCAGGAGUUACAAGCAAGCAAGAAUAAGAUCGCAAAGAUCGAAGAUGAUCAUAAAAAGAUUCAUCAACAGAAUAUAGAGCGAGAUCACGAGAACAAGAUGCUGAGCAAGCGAGUAGCAGACCUAACGGCACUCAAAGAGAAAUUUGAACACGAGAAGAAAGAAAUGAAGCAGUCUCUACGCGAAGCGCAAGGGCGUGAGUCUGAUCUCGAAGUCAGAUAUGAAUACGAAGUGAAGGAAAAAGUUGCCUUGCAGCAGCAGUUAGAUGAUACCACUAACCGAUCCAACGCGGACCGAGAGAAGUUCCUUAAGCUUGAGCAGCUGUUGAUUGAGGAGCGACUCGCAAUGGACCUGCUGAGGAAGGAGUUAUCCGAGAAAGAGGAUUCUGUUGGUCAGCUUCAGGCCGGAAAAGCUUACCUGGAAGAACAGCUACAGUCCAUGAAAGUUAGCCUCGUCUUGAGCCGCGACGAUUCGGAGAAGAUCAAGCAAGAUCAAAGCCGCUACCAAAACGAAAUCUUAGGAAUAAAGGAGGCGUUAUCAGACGCGGAGACACGAGUACAAAAGACAAGUUACGAAAGGGAUCGCGCACAAGAAGAAAGCCGCAUGCACUUGGCUAAUAUUACCGCUCUUGAGCAACUGGUAGCGGACGUCAAACGUGAAAAGAACGCAGUUAUUGACAGACUUGAAGAUCUUAAAGACGACAACAUGGCAUUACACAAUGAGGGUUCAAUGCAGCAAAAAGAGAUUUUUGAGUUGAAAGCUAUGCUGGACAUCGCGAAGAGAGAUGGAGACCGGAAAGGUUUCCAGAUUGAAGAACUCAAGCAGUCGAAUGCUGCUUUGCUUGGAGAUCUUGAGGGAGCCAAACGGAACUUGAAGCGCAAAGAAGCUGAAAAAGCUAAGGUGAAGAAGAGAGAUAUCGAGGAGGUUAGGAUGUCAGAGCGAGUCUCGGUGCUAGAGAGUAGCGGUGGAACCAUGAACAGCGAAGAGAGUUUCUUCCUCGAGGAGGAUAAUGCAAUUCUCAAGCGUAAAUUAGAUGAGAAAGAAACCGCGUUGAAAGUUACACAAGAUCGGGAAAGAGAGAUGAAUGAUAAGCUAAUGGCGUUAUACGUGAACAUGUCUAAGCUUGAAUCAACACAAGGCACUCUUGAAGAGAAAAAUGCAGAGCUCGAAAAAGAGUUAUACUCCGCACAACAAGAAAUUCAACCUCUCAAGGAUAGUUUCAACACCGCAGUUGCCGAAAACGAGAGCCUUGUCAAGGAGUUGAACGAGGCGAAUAACAAGAACAUCAAGCUUGAGUUGACUCUUGAGAAGAUGCAGAAAUCACAAGCUCAGAAUCAAUACCAAGUGGAGGAUGCCCUGAGUAAGUACUCCAGAAGUGAAGAGGAGCUUAUGCAAACAAGACGCAAGCUUCAGGAGUAUCAAACCCUAUGGGAACAACAUACCAAGGACGCGGGUGGCAAGGAUGGAAUCAUUGAAGGAAUGAGAAACGAGAAGAAGUCACUUGAGCGAGAAAUCCAAGUUCUUCGCGAAGAGCUUGCAGGAACUCAAGGCGCUAUUAAUAACGCGCUUAGAAAGAGAGAUGACAGCCAGAAUGAGCUGUUCGAAAUGAAGCGAAAGAACGCGGAUUAUGAGCUGGCUCUUCAGUCAUCCAACCUUGAGAAUGAAGAGAUGCAGAAGGAUUUGGUUCAACAGCAGAUGAAGAUUACAGAUUUAGAAGAAGGCAUGCAGAGAAUGCUAAGAGAGCAAGUCAAUCUACGAGCAGACAGCGAGGAGAAGAAGAAUGCACUUGGUCGAGCUAAGGAAGACUUUAUCAACCUACAGAAAUCUAACGUAGAUUUAAACGGCACGAAUGAAGUCUUGAGAAACACUUUGAUUGAAAAGGAGAACGAAACAGAGUGGCUCAAGCAGCAGUAUAGUGAGCUUGAAGAUGAAUCGAAAACCUUGAAGGCAAAGAUUCUUGGAUAUAGAGAUGAGUUGGAGCGUGAAGAACAGGCCAUAUCAAAUCUUCAGAACACCAUUGAGGACCGGGACGCACAAAUUAACGAGUUGGAGUAUGUGCUUAAGAACUUUCGGCGGGACAUGAAAAAACUCCAGGGUGAGAUGGUAGCAGUUAACGCUUCAAGUACAGACUUCAAAGACCAACAGCUUGUGUCCAAGAAAGACUUCGAUAAGAUGCAGAUGGACCUGAUAGCUGCCACCCGCAGGACAGCGCAUCUUGAAACGAGGAAUGAAGCACUUCAGCAAGAGAGAGACAAACUUAAAGGCGAGGUCGCAGGGCUGAAGAGGACGAACGGCGAGAUGAAAGCUAAAGUGGAUGCCCUUGAAAGGGAGAAAAAGAAGUUACAAAGUGAUGUGAACGCUGCACAGGCAAAGAUCGCACAGGCUCAGGCAAAACAAAUUGCAGAGCAAGAAAAGGCGAGAUUGAAGCACGACGGCGCCUUGCAGAAAAGGGUACAGGAACUUGAGUCAAGUCUUCAAAAGGCGAAUCACGACCACGAGGGGGCUGAGAACGAGCUGACUCUUGUGCGUACAAGAUUAGUUAAGAUGGAGCAGGACUUUGCUGAUUGUAACCGAGCUAAAGAAUCGCUGGAAUAUGACGUAAAGCUAAAGAACAACCAGGUUUCUGAACUGAAAGACUUGAUUAAUAGCCUAGAGGCAAAAGAUAAGUUUGACAAGGAUGAAAUUAUGACGUGGCAUAAGAAAGUAACAAGCCUGGAAAACAGCCUUCAAGCGGCUAAGAACAAGACAUCACGUGCUGAAGCAUUUAAUUCCGCUUAUCAAAAGAAAAUCCGAGCUCUGAAUGACGAACUUUACGAGGCACAGCAAAAGGCUGAAAAACUACAACAGACCGUGUCAGAGCUUCAACAGACAGCAGACGAACACAGUAAAGAUCUUCACGACACGCGAAAGAAAAUAUCCGAACUCGAAUCAGGUACCCAAGUUGCAUUGCAGAGCAAAUCAGAAGCCGCCCGCGAACUAGCGACGGCUAAGAACAGGUUAGGAAAGUUAGACGAGGAGCUUCAGGAGAAACUGAAAAGAGAAGCGCAGCUACAAGGGCAGAUUGACGAACUUAAAGGGAGAAACGAGUCUCUGAAAGACGAGAUCGCCAAGCUUAAUAGCCGACUACUGAACCAACAGCAAUUUGUAGAGAUAAACAACAAGGAGGCAAACAAAAAGAAAUUCGCUUUGGACCAGCUCGAGAAAGACCGAAAUAACCUAAUGGCAGAAAAUGAAAACUUGAAAGAAGAACUCCUGGAUACCAAGGAAGUGCUGGAGAGGACUCUAGUCAAGCUGGGGGACGCAGAAGCAGACCUUCUUAAGCUGCAAAUGCAGAACAAGGAACUGGAGACUAGCCUUAAUCUAGUCCAGGAAGAAAAUGAUCGAAUUCGACCUGAACUUCAGAUCACGCAGGAGCAAUUGGCUGAGCAAAAAGUGUUGAACGACUCAGUCCAGCCGCAGAUGAUCGUCCCCGUACAGAUGGACCACGUAGAUGCAGCGGUACCUGGGGAUUAUGAGAUUGAAGCCAUCAAAGAAGAGAAAGACAGGUUGACUGGUGAAAUCUCUAGCCUGAGCAGAAAUCUGAUACAGCAGAGAGAUGCAGCAGAGGCACUACAGCAGGAAAAAUCUACUCUUGAGGACCGUAUAGUGGGACUUAGGAAGGAGAAUUCUUUACUAGAAAGCAGUAACAGAGAUCUGAAGGCCGAGCGCAACAGACUGAACACAGAAGUGGAACAGCUGGGCAGGAAAAACGUCGAGCUCGAGGCAAUGCUGGAUGAGGCACAGGAAGAGAAGAUUAGGCUUCAUAAGGCUUCAGAGGCCAAUGAAAAGAGACUUCUCGAGUUGGAAGCUGAGCGUGAACUCUCCUUGGAAGAGAAUUCCGGAAAACGAAAACUCGCGGAUUCUAACGAGGCGAAAAUAGCCAGUCUUGAGACUACCCUACGCAGGACACAAGAACACGAGAACCAGGUAAGACAGGAACUCUAUAACACGCACAAGCGACUAACGGCACUCGAGCAUGAGCAGGCGUCCAAUAAGGAGCGACAAAAAUCACUACAAGACGCCUAUCAAAGCGCAGAAGAGAAGGCCUUAAAACUGAAGGAAGACUACAUGAUCAGUCAGAAGAAGCUGUCCGAAACGGAAGCAAAUCUUGAAAACGCACAACAGAAGAUCGAAGCCCUUCAAAAGGAGUCUGAAAGACUCAAAGAUAAGUUGUCGGAAAUGAGUGUUCCGAACAGUGAAGAUGGACUUGAAGAGCUACACAAUGAAAAUGAGUUUUUGAAGAUCCAAGCAUCUAGACUCGAAGACCAGAAGAAGGCGCUGGAACAAGAGGUACAGACACUGAAGAAGAUCAUUGCAAACGAUCGAGACAAGAAGGAGGAAGAAUCGAAGGACUUCAGCCGGCAUUUCCGGGAAAUGCAGAAUCGCAGUGAGGGAUACCGCCGAGAGAACAUUGAAAAGCAAGCCCAGAUUGAUCAGAUGCGAUCCAAGAAUAACAUGUUAGAAACAGAAAACGCGAACCUGAAGAAACGACUUGAGGAUAAGGACCAGGAUUUGAGAAACAUCACUGCAGAGAACGAUAAAAACAAAGUGGAGAAUUACAAGUUAAAAACUGCGAAGUUCUCCGCGGAGGAUAGUCUGAGGGAGGAGGUUGGCUCCCUGAAGAGCAAGAGUGAUGAUCUAGAGAAAGAAAGGGAAAUGUUACAACGAGAGAAGAAUGCCUUACAAAGAGAGCUACGCAAUGUUCGCGAGAAACUGAUGGAUGUCGAGAACGUUCAUAAGCAGAGCUCAAACGCAUUGGAAAGUGCGACGGGAGAAAUGCAGACCGCGAGAGAUAAGCUUUCUCUUCUGGAGUUUGACUUGCAGAAGGCAAACAAGCAAAAGCAAUCUGUUGGCGAGCAGCUAGAGAAAGCAAACAAAGAACUUCUGAACAAGCAGGAAAAGAUCAUAAGACUUGAGAAGGAGCUCCGUGGAAGCGUAACGGAUAUAGAGUUCAAGAACAAAGCUCUAAUCGAUAAGGACCAAGACAUUACUUCACACAGGCUGAAAAAUGCGGGACUGGAGAAAGAAAUUGAGAACUUAAAAAAAGAACUCUAUGUCACGCGAGAAGCAAAAGAAAGGAAUGACAUUAGGAUUAAAGAUCUUGAGAAAGUCAUCAGGGAAGGUAAAGAGCUGCCCAAGCGAGCACCUAUGUUUGAGGGAAGCCUGGAGGUACGCAGGCGGCAGUCGGACUGGGUGACGCCGCGACUUGACCCUCAAGGACUGUCCAGGUCUGCCUCCGUCCGCGCUACGCGAAGAGAACCCUACUCACCGACCAGAAAUGUGUCUCGCUCCCCAUCCGGAAAUUCCGUAAACGAACAGCCAUCCCCCAGAUCCAAUUCACCGCACAAUGUCUCGCGCUCACCUCACAAGCAGGAACCGUCAUCACCCCGACCCAGCUCUCCACGGUCCAUGUCACCAAGGUCACAGACAUACGUGUAGCUCCUGCACUCUGCACCACCCUAACAGCAGUGUGUUCAACUCACACUCCUCCCCUCUCGUGACAGGCGAUCACACGUGUUCCGACGGGAUAUCGAUGAGUCGGCCGGUAUGGAAGUGCCCCGACAAAAUAUCGAUCUUUAGUGGCGAGACCCUACCAGCAUAGCUUCUUAGUGAUGACAAGCAAUUCACCAGAUAUAAGAAAAACUCAGUUGUUUAGGUUGUUUAGUUGAACUUUAAUAUCGAUCUGUUUUAUCCGAGUGGCGAAGCCCUGCCUGAAACGGCUAUGUUAUAAGGAGGGCCCUCUCAAACAUUAAAGGUUCCUACUACACCCACAUAGGAAUUCUCUCAGAGCUUUCCACCCUUUAAAAUUACCUGGAUAUAGUGUUUGCGGAUACAGUGACGGUUUGUAAUUCCUGAAAUUCGCCGUUACAAGACCCCCCCCCCCCAUUUAUCAUUACUUUAGUAUGGGUGGUAUGAAUUUUUCUGGAACAGCACUGUAUUUUAUACCUUAGAAGUUAUGACAAUCGUAUGUCAUUUUAUUUUAGGGCGAUUUUAUAAAAAAUGUUUGUAUGCAAACAAUCGUAUUAUCAUUAAUAUUGUGAUAAAUUAAAAUUUCUGAUAUUACAAGUGUAUUCCACGGAUCGAGUCAAAGGUUCGCACGUAUAUAUAAGGAAUCAUCUUUAAAAGCCCAAUAUAUAAAUUUUUUUAAAACACGAUUGCUCCUGUUAACAAUAAAUCAACACAUUUAUGCCACUUUGCCAUUGCUUGUACAAUGGAUGAUUGAAAUAAAAGUUUUAACUCUGAUAACCAAAUAAACCUGCUACAAAUAUC